AUGGAGUUCUGUCGAGUUCUACCUUCCGCUACCACGCACAAUGUCAUUAUCGGCGCAUUGGGGUCUCAGCGCGAGACGUCACGCGCCCUGGAUCUGUUCGAUACUCUCAGCUCCUUGGAGCAAGAGCCGGAUGCGAUCACGUAUACGCAGGCGUUCAAAGCCCACGAAGCUGCUUCCCAGUGGGCCCCGCCACUGACGUUGCUGAACAAGAUGUGCACGGCUGGCACAACCCCGAACGUGGUCACCUAUGGGGCCGUCCUCUCGGCCAAUGCUGCUGUGGAGGAGGCAGGACAGCUUCUUUCAGGUUGCGGGGAUAAAGUGCCCACAGGCAUGCGGUGGGAGUAUGCAAUCAAAUGCCUCACUCUGUCGCUCUUCCACGUCCCUGAGCCCACGAUAUACUUAUAG
Molecule: messenger RNA, 405 nt
Organism: Symbiodinium sp. CCMP2592
Lineage: Eukaryota; Dinophyceae; Suessiales; Symbiodiniaceae
Source: the annotation of a GenBank genome assembly